Messenger RNA from Cannabis sativa, 4343 nucleotides. RefSeq names its product WD repeat-containing protein VIP3. The record is from RefSeq and is a predicted model, not a curated record. NCBI's taxonomy places the organism in Eukaryota, Viridiplantae, Streptophyta, Magnoliopsida, Rosales, Cannabaceae. The transcript is spliced from 2 exons. Bases 139 to 1092 code for a protein of 317 amino acids. Gene Ontology annotation, cellular component: Cdc73/Paf1 complex. Gene Ontology annotation, molecular function: protein binding.
CUUUAUGCAUUUAUUCACUUUGAAGUGUUUAAUAAGUUACACAGUAAAGUGAGGCCCAAUUUUAGUGAGCAGAAGCAGAAACCCAGUACCCAAAUAAAACCCUCAAACAACAAAACAACGCACAGUGAGUUACUGGCUAUGAAACUCGCGGGACUCAAAUCGUUCGAGAACGCCCACGAUGAGUCCAUCUGGGCGGCCACGUGGGUUCCGGCAACGGAGACCCGAUCCGCCUUGCUUCUGACCGGUUCCCUCGACGAGACCGUCAAGCUAUGGAAGCCAGAUGACCUAAUCCUCCAGCGAACCAAUACCGGCCACUGUCUCGGAGUGGUCUCCGUCGCCGCUCACCCCUCCGGCCACUUUGCCGCAUCCGCCUCCCUCGACAGCUUCGUUAGGGUUUUCGAUGUCGACACUAAUAACACCUUAGCUAAUCUUGAAGCUCCUCCUUCCGAAGUCUGGCAAAUGCAAUUUGAUCCCAGGGGCACCAUCCUAGCAGUUGCAGGCGGGGGCAGCGCAUCAGUGAAGCUUUGGGACACAGCCACAUGGAAUUUGGUUGCCACUUUAUCGAUUCCUCGGCCUGAAGCAGCAAAACCAUCUGAGAAAAACAGCAGCAAGAAGUUUGUUCUGUCAGUUGCUUGGAGUCCGGAUGGAAGACGGCUUGCUUGUGGCUCAAUGGACGGAACUAUUUCUGUGUUUGAUGUUGGCCGUUCCAAGUUUCUUCACCACCUGGAAGGCCAUUUCAUGCCUGUACGCUCACUGGCAUAUUCUCCCACCGAACCAAGGCUGCUGUUUUCAGCCUCAGAUGAUGCCCAUGUACACAUGUACGAUGCUGAGGGUAAGACUCUUGUUGGGGCCAUGUCGGGGCACUCUAGCUGGGUGCUGAGUGUGGAUGUUAGCCCAGAUGGGACAGCUAUUGCAACAGGUUCAAGUGACAGAACAGUGCGGCUAUGGGACAUCGGCAUGAGGGCUGCUGUCCAGACAAUGAGCAACCACGCCGACCAAGUUUGGGGAGUGGCCUUUGGACCAGCCGGAGGGCCUGGUCGGCUUGCUAGUGUAUCAGAUGAUAAGAGUAUAUCCCUAUAUGACUUCUCCUGAGAAAAGUCUCUCCUUGCAAAUGAGGACUAAGAAGAUUUGUGAUAGUUUAGAGUCAUUGCAAAUUCUUCUGGUUUUAAAUUUUAUCGAAAAAUUGAUUUCAUACAUUGUUAAAUUAUAUAAAGCACUUCUAAUAUUUAAUUUAAAAUUGCCUAAAAAGAGGAUCUUACUCCCAUUGUGAAAUUUGCCUGUAUUCAUGCUACUAGCUAAAAUUGUUGGCACAUUGCAUUCAUCAAUAUCAUCAAAUGUUCCAUGAAAUGACAAUUUAGAUUUAGAUCACUUGCAUACUGAUUCUCCCCAUAGUUGCAAGUAACCAACAAACAAGGACCAUUAUUUAUUUUAUUUUAUUUAUCGGAAUAUAUUUUUACUGUAAAUAUGAUAUUGCAAGUAUGUUGAGCAUCAAAAUUGAGAUGUGCUUGCCUACUUCUCAAUCCGAUUUUAGAAAAGGAUAAGUAAAAGUUGUUAAAUAUAAUAAGUACAACAUUAAAAAAGUGAUAAAUAUUUUUGUUUAAUUCGACAAUAUUAUCUCACUAAUUAAUUUUCUCACCAUUCUUACAAUUGCCAGUCCACUUACCUAAGUACAGUAGUUUCUACUUACCAAAAAAAAAAAGUACAGUUGUUUCUGGUUGGUGAUGUAUACACUAAUGCAUCUUGACCUGAAAGGCUGAAACCUUUUUCUUACCUGAGCAUUAAGAACUUGGAAGUUCUGGUGUUGUAUAUACAGCUCAAACAUCUUUAAAGUGAGACAAAUAGUAUUAUAUAUGGUAAUUGAAUUCAGAUAUCUCUUUAGAAUAGCCUUGAAACCCCCCCUAAUCUGGGUGUUAGUACUUAAUAAGCAGUUAGCGCACAAGUUUUUUCUGUAAGGAUAACAGCUUUCCCAUUGUGCAAAAUCAAUAGAGGCUGAGCUUUAACUAUUUUGAUCAUUGUGAUUGUGAAUAUUGAUUGCAUUAACACAGCUUUGAGAGUUUUCAAGAAAAAAAAAACAAAGCUUUGAGAACAACUGGCAAUCAUCAUGUAAUGGAAGAUGUCAUCCCAUCCAGCAUGUCCCCAAAAGACUAAGCAAAAAUAUCACAAUGAAGAAUUGGUCGUUCACUCCCUAUCCCAUGUUCAAAUCACAUUAAUCAUUUUCUUGCAUCAUUCAAUACUUUAAUACUUCUUGAGAUGACACCACCACAAGAACUCUUCAAAACCAAAAGAAGAUAUUUGACAUGACACCACCAUUGAAAUCAUCUCGUUUCAAAUGUGCAAAAACACUCCACGCACUUGGGAAGUGCUAGUAAACUCUUAAAAGCGCAACCAUAAAACUUUUCAAAUAAUUAACCCUUCCCUUUAUUUUUCUUUCUUCUCUUUCGAUCAUUGGAAAAGUUGCAAUCUUUAUUUCACAAGCAAAAACUGUAAACCAUUGCAACAGGAAAUUGAGUGUAUCACUUCUAGCCUUAUAGCUUAAUUUAACUCAACAAAAUAGAGAACAAGAUAUUGAGCCCCAAAACAGGAAAAGUAAUAGGAUACUACAAGCUAAACAGCAGAAGCUAAAAAUAGAACCUUGACCGCAACAAAAUAGCAAAACUGCUACUAAACUUACAGUUUUAUCGUUUAUGUGCUCAUAACUUUGGAGUCUUAUUCAAAAAGUCCUUGAGAACAUCCAUAACUGAGCCAAAAUUUGCCUUCACUUCCACUGGUGGAUUAGCGAACCGGCAUGCCAUUUCCGGGAUGUCUUUAGAGUGAUAAUCGAUCUUCGAUUGCGUAAACUUGAGACCAUGAGCAGUGCUAACAACCACCGUCCGAUCACUGGGUCCAAUAACCCCACUCUUCCUGAGCUUGAACAGAGCCGUUAGUGCAACUCCGGUAUGUGGGCAUAUGAACAUGCCAGUUGAGUCAGCUUGCGCCAUGGCAUCCAUGAGCUCCUCCUCAGUAGCUUCCUCAACAAUCCCAUCACAAUUCUGAAGAGCAUACACAGCUCUAUCAAUGGAAACAGGGUCACCAAUCUGUAUAGCUGAAGCAAAGGUCGACUCAGCCUUAACGGCUUUAAAGUCCUUCCAAUUUGACUUGUAGUGAAGAUAAAGAGGGUUGGCGUUGGCAGCCUGAGCACAAACAAGCCUUGGAAUCUUAUCAACGAGACCCAACUCUUGGCACAUUUUGAAUCCUUUGUAGAAGGCAUAAAUAUUACCAAGAUUACCACCCGGAACGAUAACCCAAUCGGGAACUUGCCAAUCGAACUGCUGCAAAAUCUCAAUAGCUGCUGUUUUCUGACCCUCGAGCCUUAAACUGUUCAAAGAAUUGGCCAAGUAAAUGGGCAACUCGGCGGUGAUUUCCCUAAUUAGCUUCAUACAACCGUCGAAAUCUGUGUCAAUGCUAAGUACAAAUGCGCCAUUGGCAAUGGGUUGGACCAACUGAGCCAUUGAGAUCUUGUUCGCAGGGAGGAAAACGAUCGAUGGGAUCCCUGCGGAUGCGCAAUAGGCGGAGAGGGCCGCCGAGGUAUCUCCCGUCGAGGCACAGCCAACCCCAACCACAGGUCUUUUCAAUUUCCGGAGACGGUUCACUUGGCUGACCAAAACCGUCAUCCCCAAGUCCUUAAAGCUCCCAGUGUGGCUAAUACCACAGUGCUUAACCCAUAGAUCGUUCAUGCCCAGAAACUGUUUGCCAAAACGCUCAGACCAGAAGAGAUUAGAGUUCCCUUCGAACGCGCUAAUGAUGUCAUCGUUAUCGAUCUCCGGCAACACCCACUCCUUCUUGCUCCAAACCCCAGAGCCAUACGGCCACGUCGUCUUCCCCACGCGCGAGUCAAAUAAGCGUCGCCAGUACGCGCCGUCGAACUUCUUGAGCGCAUCCAUGUCGUGCUGGACAUCGAGUAGGCCUCCGGAGCGGCUCCUGUAAACGAUUUCAUCGAGCGAGUACGACUCGGAGGAAUCGAACCCAGCGUUGAAGGGCACGUACUUGGCGGAGAAGUCGUUGGAAAUGGCGCGGUGGCGGCGAGCCUCGUCCCUGAUGUUCUCAUCGGAGCGGCGGACCUUAGAAGGAGAGGCAUUGUUGGAGGAAGAAGAGGUGGUGCAGGUGAUGAGAGAGGAAGGGCGGUGUUUGGAAAGAGAGUUUGGGUAAAAGGGUUUAGGUUUUGGGUCGAAUGAAGAGAGGGAGGUGUUGAACAAGGAAGAAGAGGCAGCCAUGGUUGAUUGCCUGAUUCGGAAAGAAGAGGCGGCGCUGAUUUGCUUAAGCUUGGCUUCUUCGGCUUUACUUUAGCUUUGGUUUUGUGGUGUAGU